AAUAAAACCGAUACAACAACAAAAACAACAAAUCGAAAUCAAAACUUUAACAAACUUUUGAAGCGACACAUUUCAUGAAUUCAGUCAGAGUUAGUUCGCAUGAUCAGUCGGAUUAAAUUCAGUUUUUAUAUAGUUGGUGGCUAUUUCAUUGAGCAAAAUCUGUUUGUAGUUUAGUCGCUUUUUGGAUUGUUGAAUGAGAAAAUAUAAAACAUCAGUGAGAAAACUAUCAUUUAAACAAAGUUUUCACCGAUUAAUUGUGGACUUUGAGUGUGGAUAAUAAUUUGUGCAAAAAUGAAGAAACUUAUCGACAAAGGAUAGCACAAGCAAAUAAAUGUAAAUUUAAACAAAACAUUGAAACUUUUUGUGAAUAAAUUAUUGUUUUUGUGUAUAAGACACAAUUCAGUCUUAGACGUUUGACAUUCAAUUUGAAUUUUUGUUGUAAUAAAAUGCAACUAACUUGGAUUUUCGGAUUACUGUGCCUUACCAUUGGUGGAACAUAUGGAUAUUUUUCGCAUGAAGGGAAAUAUUCGCAUCAGCUGCAUGAUGGCCAUCUUAUAGUUCCACGUAAAGUAGAUCAUAAUGGACAGCAUCUAUCGCAUAAUGUAACCCACCACUGUAAUGACGUCGGGGAAACGCUUCAUUACCGAAUAGAUGUAAAUAAUGACACCAGCAUGCAUAUCGAAUUACAACCAACAAACGAGUUUAUUGCUCCGAUGAUGGUGAUCGAAAGACAUCGCAGAGAUUUAAGAACAAGAAAGCGUCACCCGAAAAACAAUUCCCACUGUCACUAUCAAGGUCACAUAAGAGAUGAUCAUCACUCCAAAGUGGCACUAUCAGCAUGCGAUGGAUUGGCUGGUUUCAUUCGAUCGAGCAAAGGCGAUUAUUUCAUUGAACCAUCAAAGCAUCAUUCAGCCACACCGGAUGGUCAUCGACAUGUACUAUUUCAGCGAUCGGCCGCCGUCAAACAAAAACAACAACAGCAAAAUAAAAAGAAAAAGAAAAGACGAAAGGGGCGUAAGAAACAUGUUGCAAGUAAUUGCGGAACAAAAGAACCCAAAGGUCCCAGAGAAACUCAAAUCGAAUGGCAACCUCAAGGCAAGGUAAUUGUUCAAGGUGGUCGCAAGACAAGAGGCCAUCAUGUGAACAACGUGCAUAGAACGAAACGUUCAAUUAGCAGCCCACGCCAUGUUGAAGCUCUGGUCGUGGCUGAUUCCUCAAUGGUGGCAUUCCAUCAGGACGGUUACAUCGAAACGUAUCUGUUAACCAUCAUGAAUAUGGUAUCGUCACUGUACAAAGAUCCAGCGAUCGGCAAUCUAAUUAAAAUUGUUGUUGUGCGAAUCGUUUUACUGGAAGAUGAUGAAACGCAUCCCGAUUUCAAUGUGACUCACAUAGCCGAAAGUAAUUUGCAGAAUUUUUGCAGAUGGCAAAGAUUAGAAAAUCCAAAGAACGACAAUGAUCCUCAUCAUCAUGAUGUCGCCAUUCUAAUUACCAGAAAAGACAUUUGUUCAGCCAGUGGUUGCACUACGUUAGGCGUUGCAAAUGUUGGAGGAAUGUGCAGGCCAGACCGAUCGUGCAGCGUAAAUGAAGAUAAUGGAAUAACGUUGGCGCACACCAUUACUCACGAACUGGGACACAAUUUUGGCAUGUAUCAUGAUACAGAAAAAACCGGAUGCGAUGGUCGCACUGGGAAAAUUGUCCAUGUCAUGACCCCUAGCUUUGAGGCAGAUACAGUUCAAGUGUCGUGGUCUAAUUGCAGCCGACGGGAUAUCACACACUUUUUAGAUCAAGGACUGGGAAAGUGUCUUGAUGAUCCACCCACAGACGAGGAAUUUAUUUAUCCCGAUCUGCCACCAGGAGCAAUGUACAACGCUGAUUUACAGUGUCGUUUACAAUUCAAUCAGACAAACGACAGCAUUCAAGUGUGUUCCAAAUUGGAUGAAAUAUGUUCGCAACUGUGGUGUCUUGUCAACGAUGUGUGCGUAACUCAAUUGAGACCAGCUGCACCAGGUACCAAUUGCGGGAAACAUAAAUGGUGCCAACAUCAACAAUGUGUUCCAAUCGAAGAGCUACCGAAUCCGGUAGACGGAGGCUGGGGUAAUUGGAAUGAAUGGAGCAAAUGUUCACGAUCUUGCGGUGGUGGCAUCUCCAUGCAAAGCAGACAAUGUGAUCAUCCGACACCGGCGAAUGGUGGUUCGUUCUGUGUCGGCGAAAGAAUUCGAUAUAAAAUUUGUAAUCAGGAUUUGUGUCCUGAAGACGAGCCUAGUUUUAGGUCGCAACAAUGUGCCAUGUAUAACAAUGAAACGUUCAAAGGGAAGCAAUACAAGUGGCAGGCGUAUUUCGAUAGUCACGAUCCGUGUGAGUUGUAUUGUACGGAUUCGGAGGAUACAGUUAUAGUGCCAUGGGGUGAUUCAGCCGCUGACGGUACACCCUGUAAUAUCGGAACAAAUGAUAUGUGCAUCGCUGGUAUUUGUAAGAAAGUAGGUUGUGACUGGGUCGUUGAUUCGAACACUACAGAAGAUCAAUGUGGAGUCUGUGGUGGUACAGGAGAAACGUGCACAACAAUAAAAGGAGAGUUCAAUAAAAAGCUGAAUAUAUCGGACGGUUACUAUGAAAUCACCACCAUUCCGACCGGUUCGAGACAUAUUCUCAUUGAAGAAAUUUCUCCGUCAAAAAAUUUCAUUUCUAUUGGUAAGGCUGGCAGUAAUGAGACGUAUCUCAAUGGUGACAGAAUUGUGUCGAUGUCUGGUGAAUUUAUGAUAGCCAAAGCGAUGGGCUUAUAUGAAAGAGAUAACGAACAAGAGAAAUUGAAAAUUCCCGGACCAAUCAAGCACGAAAUUACCGUUAAUAUUCUAGUGCGAGGUAAGAAAAAUGGUGGAAUUAAGUACGAGUACACUCUGUCGGCCAAUUCUACACUCGUUCCCGUAUACUAUUGGCAACUCGGUGAGUGGGCAGCAUGUUCUGCUACAUGUGGUGGAGGAAAACAACGCAGAUUACCGAUAUGUAUUCAAGACAAUAAAGGAGUUGUUGAUGAGGAAAACUGUUGGUCAAAUGCGGAAGGAACACGACCCACAGAAAAGACAAGACACUGCAACGAGGAUCCGUGCCCGUGUCAUUGGUGGGUUGGACCCUGGCAGUUAUGUCCAGUAACGUGCAAAAAGCAUGGUCAACCCGAACCAUUGAAACGACGCUCGAUUAUGUGUGUUGAUCAAAAUGAAAUGGCAUUACCUGAUACACGAUGUACAAAUGAAACGAAACCGCAUGAUACUGACGCAUGUGGCGCAAAUCUUCCGUAUUGCAAUUCGGACGAUAAUAACAGUGAAAGCAAUAUGAUUUAAUGUGUUUUGCCGCCACUCCGUUUGCUACAUAUCUCUACUUACAGCAGCGACAAAAGAAAAUUCUGAUUUUAAAAUUUUUAUUAUUUUUUUUUAAUAAAAUAUUUUGUUUUUGAUAAAUAUUCUA
Bradysia coprophila is the source of this 3459-nucleotide messenger RNA. It is a transcript of the gene AdamTS-B, whose product is annotated as ADAM metallopeptidase with thrombospondin type 1 motif B. Gene Ontology annotation, biological process: proteolysis; extracellular matrix organization. NCBI's taxonomy places the organism in Eukaryota, Metazoa, Arthropoda, Insecta, Diptera, Sciaridae. The record is from RefSeq and is a predicted model, not a curated record. Gene Ontology annotation, cellular component: extracellular matrix. Gene Ontology annotation, molecular function: metalloendopeptidase activity.